Messenger RNA from Closterium sp. Naga37s-1, 8187 nucleotides. The record is from the annotation of a GenBank genome assembly. NCBI's taxonomy places the organism in Eukaryota, Viridiplantae, Streptophyta, Zygnematophyceae, Desmidiales, Closteriaceae.
AUGGGCCAAUCGCAGUCGCUAUCGCUGGUCGAGGCGUCGGAGCUGAUUCGCCAGCAACUCUCUGCUGACGUGUUCGUCUCCCAUUUGCUCGCCGUCGAGCCGCACUCGUGGCGUCGCCCGCCAUUACCGCACAGCGGACUAAUAGUGUGCGAGGUAGAGGUGGAUGAGCGCGGAGUGCCCGUGGCUUCCUCUAAGGCUAUGUCCCCCCAUCCUUCUCCCCUUCUCUCCUUUUCCCUCCCAUCCCUCUCCCCCAUCCCUCUCCCCCAUCCCUCUCCCCCAUCCCUCUCCCCCAUCCCUCUCCCCCAUCCCUCUCCCCCAUCCCUCUCCCCCAUCCCUCUCCCCCAUGCCUCUCCCCCAUCCCUCUCCCCCAUGCCUCUCCCCCAUGCCUCUCCCCCAUCCCUCUCCCCCAUCCCUCUCCUCCAUCCCUCUCCCCCAUGCCUCUCCCCCAUGCCUCUCCCCCUAACAGGGGGGACGCUGGGAUCUCUCCCUCUCUCUUCCUCCCUCCCCUCCCUACCAGCCUGCACCCAACCUGUGUCUUCUGUUUUUCCCCUGCCUUGUUCAUUCAUACCCUUGCAUCCACACAGCUUCUCCGCUCCAGGAGGAACGUUGAGAUCUCUCCCUCUCUCCUCCUCCCUCCCUUCCCUACCAACUUCCAACCAACCUCUGCCUUCCGAGCCUGCCACUGCCAAACCUGCCGCCUCCGAACCUACCACCUCCGAACCUGCUGCCCCCAAACCUACCACCUCCGAACCUGCCGCCUCCGAACCGGCUGCCUCCGAACCUCCCUCCUCCAAUGCCGACACCACCACGGACAGUGCAGGAGGCGGGGGGCUGGGGGAGGAGCAAAGAGGGGAGGAUUCUUCGUCUCCCCCCAUCAAUGUUGACUCAAACCCUCUCCUCUCCCUUCCCGAGUAUGUCUGCUCUCUUGGCUCGGACCCUUCUGUUCAAUUCGACCAUACAGCCCUCCCACCUGCCCUCCCACCUGCGACAUCUGGUAACCGGAAACAGCAGGGGCAGCAGCAGCAGCAGCAGCAGCAGCAGCAGCAGCAGGAGCACGAGCAGCAGCAGCAGCAGCAGCAGCAGUGGACGAGCCUUGCAGGAGCAGCCAAUCGGUGCUUUGCGGUGAGGGCCAAUAAGACUGCCCCACGUCUGCAGUACUGCCGCUGCCGCAGCCCCUGUAACGAGGGUGGGAGAUGCAACGGGGGAGGAGGAAGAAACGGAGUGAGUGGGAGCAGUAAUGCCAGAACUGCCGUACCUAGCAAGUUCCCAGACCAAUCUCCAAACCAGUUGCCGAACCAGAGCAGAAGGUCUGAAGCUUGCUGUGAUGUGGAGUGGGCUGUGGCUGUAGCUGCCAGGCUGGCACCCAAUCUGACGUGGACACAUGCGUCUGCCAGGUCACUAUCUGCUGUCGUGGCAUCUCUAUCUGUUCGAGAGGGGCUUGUAGCGGGUACCAGUGAUGUGACUAUAUCGAAUGGCAGCACACCUAUUGAAAGUGUGACUAUAUUGAAGACUGUAGAGCCUAUAGAGGGGGAAAAAGGGCCUCAGUUUAAUCACAGUGACUCUGACAGGGGGAGCUUUUCCUUUGGCACUAGUGGGGAGAGGGGAGAAGAGGGGAGGGAAGGAGAAGAGGGGAUGGAAGGAGUGAGGGGCGCAGAAGCAAGACGAGACAAACUCGCGGAUCAACUACCUGGGAAUGCACCUGAAAGCUCACCUGAAAAAUCACCUGAGACUGAAGAGACUGGAGUGGAGGGAGGGGAGGUGAGGAUGGGGGGAGAGGUGGGUGGAGGUGGUGAGAUGGAGAAGAAUGGGAGGACAGAGGGAGACAAUAAGGGGGCGGUCAGUGCGGGAGAGAAAGUGAGUGAGGGAGAGAAGGUGGGUGAGGGAGAGAAGGUGGGUGAGGAAGAGAAAGUGAGUGAGGGAGAGAAAGCGAGCCAGGGAGAGAAAGCGGGUGAGGGAGAGAAAGUGAGUGAGGGAGAGCAAGUGAGUGAGGGAGAGAAGGGAGAGAAGCCACAGAAGAGCUCGUCUUCGAAGCCUCCUGUUGCUCCCACUCCCUCCACACGAACAGCCACAGCCACAGCCACAGCAGCAGCAGCAGCAGCAGGAGCGGCAGGAGGGGCAGCAGCAGCAGCAGAAGGUGCCAGUGACCUGGCUCACAAAACCCCCUCCCUUCGAAUCUGGGUGCCUGAAGAGGAGCAGCAGCAGGAGACGCAGCAGCAAGAGCAGCAGAACUCGCACCAGCAGCGGCCACAUUCGGAGCCGCAGCAGGACCAGCCGCAUGAGGAAAAGUCUGAUCUGCUACCCUUCCUUUCACCCUCCUCCUCCUCCCUUCCAACCUCCUUCUCAGAAUCCGCCUCCUCCUCCUCCACCCUCCCCCAACUCACUUUGGACAACAUCUUUUGUCCUGUAGCGGCACUAGUAUCCACUGCCGCCCAAUCUCCUGACCAAUCAGGGACCACGAUCUUCUUCCUCUACCCCUCCGUCCCCUUCACUCUGGCCGGCGUGCUUCGGCACAGCCCCGAGGCGCUACGAGACGAGUUUGCCGCCCGGCUGGUCGCGUUUGGAUUCUUGCAGGGGGUGGCGGCAGCACAUGCGCUUGGAAUCUCCUGUGGGGCAGCAGUGCCGCCCAAUAUCACGCUCUCGGCGAAUCUGUGGCCGCGGUUGAUGCUGGGAGGGGAUUUUUGGGGUGGUUUAGAGGGGGAGGGAGGGGGAGUAGGGGAGGGAAAAGGAGGGGUUGGUGAUGGUAAUAAGAAGAGAGGGGUUGGAAGACAGGAGAGAGGAGAAGAAGGGAGAGGAGGAGGGAAAGGAGGAGAAGAAAGGAAAGGAGAGCAGACGGGGCAAGCCGAGGAGGUGAUUUUGACAGGAGAGGUAGUCACGGCGAAAGGCGGGGACACAGAAGACGAGGAGGAUGCAACAUCAAGGAAGCUUCCUCCUCCGCAGCGCGCACUUGCCGCGAAGCUUCCUUUCAGCGAUCUCCUGGGCAGGUGGAUGGCAUGGGAGAUCAGCAACCUGGAUUAUCUCCUGGAGCUCAACAGAAUAGCAGGGAGGAGGAGCGGAGACAGGGAUUUCCACGCUGUCAUUCCGUGGGUGAUUGAUUUCACUGUCUCUCCUUUUGAUGUCACCAGGGGGGGUUUGUUUCAUCGUUCUGCCUCUGCCUCUGCCUCUGACGUCUCAGUGGUUGCUGUGGCUUCUGUUGUUCCCUCUGUGGCUUCUGUUGCUCCCUCUGGGGCUCUCAAGGUUUACACUGGUGGUUUGCCAUCCACAGACCCGUCUGUCAGUGAUCCUAUGUCUGCUGCUGAUAGAGCAAGCGAAGUUUUUCCUCCGCUUCCUCCUGCUGCUGCUCCUCCUCCUGCUGCUGCUGCUGCUGCUGCUGCUGCUGCUGCUGCUGCUGCUACUAGUGCUGCUGAAUCCCCGUUCUCCUCCUCCUCCUCAGGCGCCCUCAGGGGUUGGCGGAACCUUCGCUUAACUAAGUGGCGGGCGGUAAAAGGCGACGAGCAGCUCGAUUUCACCUACUCCUCCUCCGAAGUCCCACACCACGUGGCAGAGGAGUGUGUGUCUGACGUGGCAGUUUGCAUGUAUUCCGCGAGAAAACUCCCUCUGUGGAUAUUAAGGAGGGUUGUGAGGACUGUUUUUGAGCCUAAGGAGUAUCCUAGUACUAUGGGGAGGAUGUACAGGUGGACUCCUGAUGAGACCCUGCCCGAGUUUUUUUUCGAUCCUGCCCUCUUUCGGUCGUACCAUGAGGGGCUGCCCGACCUGGUGCCUCCUGAUUGGAUGGAUGAGUUUGCGGGCAGUGUGGGGGGAGCAGAGGUGGAUGGAGAGAGAGGAGGGGAGAGAGGAGGGGAGAGAGGAGGGGAGAGAGGAGGGGAGAGAGGAGGGGAGAGAGGAGGGGAGAGAGGAGGAAAGGGAGAAGGAGGAGUCAAAUUUGAAAGAGAUCUUUCUGGAUCUUCAGAAGCUGCAGUCAUGAUGGACGGCGACGAUCUGAUCUUGCAAAUCAAGUCCGAUCGUGUCCACCGCUUCCUCACCCUCCACCGGGCGGCGCUGGAGGGCGAUUUUGUCUCUUCUGAGCUGCACCACUGGAUCGACCUCACGUUUGGCUACUGCCUCGCUGGCGACGCGGCAUUGGCUGCCAAGAACGUGGUCCCGCCGCCAACCAAUGAGGAGGCGCCACGUGGGCAUGGGAGGUGCCAGCUGUUCGUGCAUCCUCACCCCCAGAGGGGCCCUAGACCAGCAGGGUUGAGUGGAGGGAGAGGAGGGGGUUGGGGAGGGGGCGAGAGGGGGGGAACAAGAGGAGGAGGAAUGGGGUUGGGAGGACGCGGAAAGGGGGAGGGAAGGGAAGGUGGGAGUAACACUGCUUUGGACCAGCGAAAUCCUGCUGGUUCCCCCGCUGCUGCUGCUGCUGCUGCUGCUGCUGCUGCUGCUGCUGCUGCUGCUGCUGCUGCUGCUGCUGCCUCCCCAUCCAGCCUCCCUUCUCCCUCUUUCUCCUCCCCUCUACCAUCUCCACUUCCCACACCACCCACCCCUCCUCCCUUAACCUCCCCUCGCUCCCCCUCUCCCUCCCCUUCCCCUUCCCCCUCCCCCUCCCCCUCCCCCUCAUCCCGCCCCCCCCUCUCAAUGUCACGCACACUCCAGCAAGUGGAGGAAUUUUCUCGAUUCCUCGAAUCCACGCGCCACCUGUCGCCCGUCUAUUGGCCGCCGCCAGAGAUCCUUGUCCCGCCUCCUGUCUCCCCCAGGGGUUACCGGAGGGGGGGGAUGGGGUCUGCUGGUUCAGCUGCUGCUGCUGGUACGAUGGUUACAGCAAACAGACAUCAUAUGAUGCAGGAGGAGGAAGAAACAGACAAGCAAGGCCCAUCCUCAUCCUCGACCUCUUGCUCCUCCUCCUGCUCUUGUUGGGCGGAAGAUAUUUUCGUGGCCGGCUGCGUGAUCGCAGAGAUUUUCCUCCGCCGCCCGCUUUUCGACCCGGACUCGGCACACGUCUUCGCCACGGUCGGCAGUCUGCCGCCCGCUUUCUACAACCUGCCAAGCUCCGUGCAACCGGUGAUCCGAGGCCUAGUAGACCGCAACCCCUCCCGCCGCCCGACCGCCGCUACAGUCCUCGCUUCGUCCUUUUUCAGCCCUGCCGUCCGGUCGGCCCACUCGUUCCUCUCCUCGCUGCACUCCCUCCCGUUCCCGAGCCAGCGGCUCGCGUUUGCGGCCUCCCGAGCCAAGCAAGGAGGCUUGGGAACGAAGCUACGGACGCACGCGAUUGGCCGAAGCAGCAGCAGCGGCCGCAACAGCCGGGAGAGAAUGGAGGGACUGAGAGACCAGGAGGGGGGAGACGGGAGGGUGAUUCGAGAGGAGGAAGUUGCACUUUGGAUUGGGGCCACUGCGGCAUGCACCACUGCAGCAGCACGCACCAUACAACGCGCCUCCCACAUUCAAGACCUCUUGAUUGAUAUCGCUUCCAAGCUGGGAGAACAGGCCUCAAAACGACACUUGGUGCCCAGGCUACAAGCAGCACUAGCUCACUUGAAGAUGAGUGAGGAGCAGCGGCAGGUGGGCGGGGGAAUGGGAGCAAGAGGAGGAGAUGCCAUUUCGUCUGAAGCGCUGCUUUCCUCCCUUGCAUUUCCCUUCCUCCCCUCUCUUUCCAGCUUCCAAGUUGGGAGAGAGAGCAUCAAAGCGCCACCUGCUUCCAAGUUGGGGGAGAGAGCAUCAAAGCGCCACCUGGUGCCCAGGCUACAAGCAGCACUAGCUCACUUGAAGAUGAGUGAGGAGCAGCGGCAGCAGCAGCAGGGGCAGCAGGGGGCAGCGGGGAGGAGGAGGCGGUUGUUAGAUGUGGGAGGGGACGAGCAGAGGAGGGAGCUGCUGGCUGGUAUUCUCACGGAUGUAUACGAUCUAUUUGCUAUGGACGAGGGCAACGAGUCAGGGCAUUCCCUUGACUCGACUAAUUCUGAAACAGACUUUGGAAUUGCCGCCACUGAGCCUUCUUCUGCUUCACCUGCAGCAGAGGCACCAUUAUCACCAACAGCAGCAGCAGCGGCAGCAGUGGCAACAGCGGCUGCAGCGGCAGCAGCAAAGCGAUUUGCAAUCCACACGGUGACCUCUCCAGUCAAUUCUCCUCCUCCUGCCGCUCCCACCGAUUCAGAAGCUGCCGCAGCCGCAGCAGCAGCAGCAGCAGCAGCAGCGGCGAAGCGAUUCGCCAUUCACACUGUCACCUCUCCUGUCGAUUCUCCUCCUCCUCCUCCCCCUCACACUGAUCCAGAAGCUGCUAAGAAACCUCCCAAUUACCCUACCACUGCAACAGCCGCUACAGCCGCUGCAGAUGCUACCAGUUCUUCUGCUACAGACGCUGAAGCUGCUGCUGCUACAGCAGCCCCUGCUGCUUCGUCCGAAUCCCCCAAACUCGCCUCUAAAGCUGGGAACUUAUCAAAGCGUCUUGGUAUGGUAGCCGCGGCUCUCACCCCUUCUUCUCUGCUUUUAGACGGAUUCGGUUGGUCCCUCCCUAUGCCAACACUUAACAAGUCACCCUCUCACUCCCGCACAGUCAGUGCCAGCUCAUCAGCGGAAGAUUCCAGGAUGCUUCCUCCUGCCAGCGCCUCUGCUGCUGGUGGUCUCGCCACCACCGCCGCUGCAACCAGCAGCCAAUCCUGGCUCGCCACGUCAGCCGACUCUUUGCUCGAGACUCACCCGGGCAGCCCAGAGGAAAAUUCCUCCCUGCCCGAACCACCCGAGCCGUGGUUCUGGCUGCCCGAAAAACGUUUGGAUGCCCCUCCGAAUGAGGAGGGGUGGGACGUGGGGAGGAGGCUGGGGGGAGGAGGGGGAGGGGCAGGGGGAAGUUCACCGCCUUCCUCUCUAGCAGCUCACCUCCAGCAGCAGCAGCAGCAGCAGCGGGAGCAGCAGCAGCUGUACUCACACCACUCCUCCUCCACCCCCACUCUCUCUGCUGCUGCUGCCGCCGCCGCCGCCGCAGCAGGAGCGGCUGGAAACCCCCUCGCGUAUUUCUCCUCUUCGCCUCGCCUCGCCAUGCCUAUAGGCCAGCUUCCGGACCAGACCUCCUCUCUGGAUCCCGCUGCUACAUCCUCGAUAUUCUCCUCUUUCGCCGCUGCUACAGCCGGAGUAGCAAGUGGGAUCCCUGCCUCCCCUCGCAUGUCCUCCUCUCUCUUCUCCUACCAUCCCUUCUCCUCUCUCUCCUCCCUCUCCACCACUCCAAGAUCCCACCCCUCGCCACACUCCCUCUCCUCGUCCGCUCUCCCGGACCUCGCCGGCCUAGGCUCGGGAGACAGCUCGGCGGGAGGCUCGGUUGGAACGCCGAGGCAUGGGAGGGGGCGCAGCGUUAGCAGCCCCAUGACCGUGUGCCGAUACACCUCGCUGCUCUUCCUGGGGCCAGCAGGGGGGAACCGGCUCGUGGCCGGCACUUCGACAGGAUGCAUCCGCCUCGUGGACAUGUGUGCGGGGCGUCUGCUCUCCCUCUGGCAGUGCGGUCUAUCAGAGCCAUUCUGCAUGCCAGUCACUGCCCUCGCCUCUGCUGCCACCACCACCUCCUCCUCCUCCUCCCACCAACCCCACCGCCGCCCCUCCUCCUCCUCCUCCUCCCCCUCCUCUUCCUCCUCCGCCCACACUCGCUCUCCUGUUUCCACCAAAUGUGUUUCUGUGGGUUUCCACUCGGGACACCUGGCGUUCCUUGAUUGGACGACGGGGAUGGUGGUGGCACGGGUCAAAGCACACUCGGGGAGGGUCACAGGGCUCGUGCCAUGUGGCGAGUAUCAGCUGCUUUCCUCAUCCACAGACUCGACCAUAGCCCUGUGGGAUAUCAGAAGCCUUUCGCAUCCGCCCAACCCCCUUCCUCUUUCUCCACCCUCCCCCUCCCUUACCCUCCUCGGCCAAUCCAGAGCUGCUGACGUGGCAGCAGUGGAGAGGGUGGUGGCUCACACGCAAGGCAUCACAGCAAUGGUUGCUCUCACACCCACCAUGCUCACGCCCUCAUCUGGAGCAGGCGGAGGGCUGGGCGGCGUUGGCGCGGAUUUAAUGCCGCCCAGCAUGACGCUGGGCCGGGUGGUGAUGACGGCAGCGGGGAGUCAUAUUGGCGUGACGAAUGUCUCGGGAUUGUCGCAGGUAGCAAAUGCUCGCACCCGUGUCAAGUUCUCGAGCCAUGAGCUUGUCGUUCGCUGGCCGCCUCCCCAUUCGGUAAGCUUUGUAUUUUUUUCAUCCUCGUGA